AUGUCUACUCCAACCCCAGGAGGGUUCUCGCUAUUUCCGAGCCCAAACGCUUCCAAACCACCGCCUACUUCACGCAAUCAGACCCCGAAACCUCGUCGCUCUGAAUCCCGUGAGCGAGAUUUACGGUCGGCUACACCACAAGCGAUGGCUUCCGAACCAUCUGAGCCUGUUUCGCCGCCGAGAAAUGGGCGACAGACGCCACAGAAUAGAGCCCAAACACCCCAGAGAGCUCAGACACCCCAGGGACAAGCACCGCAAAAUAGGGCACAGACACCACAGAACAGAUCCCAAACGCCACAGGGUACACCCCAAAACAGAUCACAUACCCCAAUCGAGUUCGACCCUAUUCGACAACAGCAGGAACCCAAACCCGUCAAAGUCCAAAGACCAAGACCAACUGUCCAGAUCCCAGGUCGUGCCGAUACCGGCAACAUCCAAGGCCCUGCGCUCGUCCGCAACAGCAGUGAUCGAUCUCGAAGUUCCAUUGCGAAACCUCCUCUCGGUGGUGAAGCCACUGCGCAACCCCUCCGAUCAAUCUUUCCAGCGUAUAACCCAGAGCUGCCACUGAACCAGCAACACUAUGUUCCCACCGAGACUCGACCAGCUGAGAUCCCACGAGCAGUUAUUAGUCGGCAGACGUACCAUGAAACACCUGCCGGAGCCGCACCAAGAAACCCGCCGGUUCGAAGUCCCGUUAUUAGUCCCAUGAGCAUUCAAUCCGCGCAGUCGUCGUGGCCCCAUCGUGCCGUCCAGCAACAGGAGCCCCCGCUGAUCCCGACGGUUAGUUCGAAUGAACUUCUCAAGAAUUACUGGAAAGUCGCAAAUGGAUGGCAGGCUUCAGCAUCCGAGGGACGAGUGUACUGCAUGAAGUUGACACAAGAAAAAGAUGCGCCCGUCUACAGUCUUUCGUCUGCGACGCAGCCCUUUUACAACCUCCGCUUGGAUCCAACUUCGGCGUCGGCAUAUGUAACUCUUACAAGACAUGAUCCCAACAAGCCUUACAAAGCACCCAAGCCUGAAGCAAGUUCUUCAGCGAGCAGUAUUAUCAGCGGUGCUGUCGGACACAACUCAGGUAGUAAAGUCACCGACACGAAGCAUUGGCAAGAAGCUCUUACUACGACUCUGGAGGAAGAGACGCGGAGACAUCCCCCCAACGAUGGCCUCGUUGCACUUCUCAUGCCCUCGCCGGCUACAAAGAUGGCCAUCGAGAGAUCACAAGACCCCGCGUCUGUCAUGCUGGCAGAAAGAGAAUGCGCACGUCUUGUAUGGGAUGAGGAUAGUUCCCAUCACUUCCUCGUCCAUCCCGCCCUCGCAACCCCCUUCUGCGUCACCAUCGAGCGCUCCCCCUCAUGGUCCCGCGUAGAAUACACCCUCGAACACAACGAAUCACCCCAACACCUCGCCAAGCUUACCCGGGAUGGCACCGGCAGCGGCUGGCUAGAGAUCGACACAGGCAUCGCCUCGAAGAUAGAGUCGUACUUUAUCGUCGAUGUAGCCGUCACAGCACUCCUCCUCGUAGCGCAGGGCGACGAGAAGAACAACCCCAUCACAGAAGCCUUUGAGCCCCCGCCGCCUCUGAUCCUGACAGCCAAGCAGGAAAAGCGUCUGAGCAAGAAUGGCAAGCGGGAAGAAAAGAAAAGCAAGAAGCGCAAUAUGGAGGCGUUUGAGAUUGACGUCGAAAGCCAAGAUGAGAGUCUCGGCAAGGACAAGUCAAAAGACAAAGAGGACAAACUGCCUUUUUUGAUCAGGGUGAUUGUCAAGAUCGUCAAGGGCCUGUUUGCGUGCUUCAUCUGGCUGCUGAUGAUAAGUUUCCGGUGUGUCGGGUUCGCGUUCAAGGGGUGUUAUAAAUGCAUCGGAUCAAAGUAUUAA
Fusarium pseudograminearum CS3096 is the source of this 1869-nucleotide messenger RNA. RefSeq lists its product as uncharacterized. The transcript has a single exon. The record is from RefSeq and is a predicted model, not a curated record. The coding region runs from base 1 to 1869 and encodes 622 amino acids. Lineage: Eukaryota; Fungi; Ascomycota; Sordariomycetes; Hypocreales; Nectriaceae.